AUGUUCCGCCUUAUUACAUCUAGUUUCUUCAUGUACUUCUUCACAUCAACAACUGCUCUCAGAUGUGUAAUUGAAAAUAGCAUUGUGAGAGAAGCUACUACUGAAAAUUGCUCACCAUCAGUUACCGAUUGCUUUUGGUUCAGAUGCGACAAUUCGGGUAAAGAAACAAAAGAGAAAGGUUGUAACGACAACCUAAGCAGCUUAUGGAAUUGUCAAGCAUUGGGUGAAGCUUGUGUCCAGAAUGGCGGAAAACCGUACUGCGAUACGUGUGCCGGAGAUUUGUGCAAUAAUGCUAUAACUACUGCUUUUCUUUCCCCUACUUCUAUUACUGUAUUGUUGAUAUUGCUUGUUCUAAGUAUUAUCUAA
Brugia malayi is the source of this 366-nucleotide messenger RNA. RefSeq lists its product as uncharacterized. NCBI's taxonomy places the organism in Eukaryota, Metazoa, Nematoda, Chromadorea, Rhabditida, Onchocercidae. The transcript is spliced from 3 exons. Bases 1 to 366 code for a protein of 121 amino acids. The record is from RefSeq and is a predicted model, not a curated record.